This is a messenger RNA of Sphaerodactylus townsendi, 3678 nucleotides long. It is a transcript of the gene ALG12, whose product is annotated as ALG12 alpha-1,6-mannosyltransferase. Gene Ontology annotation, molecular function: alpha-1,6-mannosyltransferase activity. The transcript is spliced from 12 exons. The record is from RefSeq and is a predicted model, not a curated record. Gene Ontology annotation, cellular component: endoplasmic reticulum membrane. Gene Ontology annotation, biological process: protein N-linked glycosylation. NCBI's taxonomy places the organism in Eukaryota, Metazoa, Chordata, Lepidosauria, Squamata, Sphaerodactylidae. The coding region runs from base 784 to 2289 and encodes 501 amino acids.
CUGCCAUGUUGAUUCAGGGCAAGAAUUCAUGACCGCCAUGUUAAGACAGGGGAAGUAUUACUUUAGCUGCCACUUUAUGCGUGGGAAUGUAUUUCUGCCCGCCAUGUUAAAAGGGAGGUGAGCGGCGGGGGAAAUUCCCUCUGAACUGGGAAUUAAGCAACAAGUCCCCGACCGGUCAAAUUUGAAGUGCUGUUCCGUGACAAAAAACAAGAACAACAACAACAACAAUAAUGUUGCGUUUCAUUUACCAGCGUCAACGAUGCCAAUGAGCGCCUUGUUCCCUAUUUAAAUACAGAAUUGUCACCCAAAAAUUUCAGGCCCCGCCUUCUUGCCGGAGCUGCGGAUGUCACGUGACUUGUAGGGUUCCCUGUCUGGAGAGGCCACGUGGGUGGCUUUGCGGCCUAGCAAGAAAAGAGUAUUGGGAUUCCCUCAUCUGCAAAAGAAGAAGUCCUAAGACGGGUCUGCAACUUGCGGCUCCGUAGCCGCAUGCGGCUCUUUCGUCCUUGUACUGUGGCUCUGCGUGGCUGAGCCAACGGCUUCAGAUCCGGAGGGGAGGGGGAUACCUGCGAGUCCCGCUGCAGCCUCAACAGGGAGAAAAACAACAAACCAGGAGCGCUUCUACUGCCACCUCCCUCACAUCGCCCCUGCAAAACAGCUCCGACCUCCGCCGAGGAGCCCACGGGCCACGGAGACAGAGAAGCUCUUCCUCGGGGCUACAUUACCUUUGUUCUGCGGCUGUUGCUCGCCCAUCUGCGGGUCCUCCCUAACUGCGGGUUAUUUUAAAUGUCAAAAAAUGGGAAUUUUGGAUCCAGUAUGGCUGAGAAGAAAACCACCAAAGGACAGUUCCUUCUGCUUUUCCUGAUCAUCGCAGUAGCCUUCACACAUUUAGCCAUUUGUCCUUUUACAAAAGUAGAGGAAAGCUUUAACCUGCAGGCCAUCCAUGACAUUGUGUAUCAUAAAUUGGACUUGGAGAAGUACGAUCAUCAUGAAUUUCCUGGAGUUGUCCCAAGAACAUUUCUUGGUCCAAUAUUUAUUGCCCUGCUUUCCAGCCCAGCCAUCUAUGUACUGUCUCUGUUUCAGAUGUCUAAGUUUUAUGCACAACUGAUAGUUCGAGGAAGCCUGGGGCUGUGUGUGAUUUAUGCCUUGUGGCGGUUGCACAAAGAAGUCAGGAAGCAGUUUGGUUCAACCGUGUCUGUGGUUUUCUGUCUAAUCACUGCGACUCAGUUUCACCUGAUGUUUUAUUGUACUCGGACCCUUCCAAACAUGUUUGCCCUUCCUGUUGUUCUACUGGCAGUUACAUCAUGGAUGCAGCAAAGGCAAUUCCAGUUUAUCUGGUUCUCAGCUUUGGCGAUUAUUGUCUUCAGAGCCGAACUCUGUAUCUUUCUGGGCCUGAUGCUUCUAGUGACCCUGUUCAAUAAACGACUCUCUAUUCUGAAAAUGUUUUCCUAUGCCAUUCCUGCUGGAGCUUUUUGGUUAGGAUUAACUCUGGUCACAGAUUCUGUGUUUUGGAGGCAGGUUCUAUGGCCUGAAGGAAAAGUGCUUUGGUAUAACACUGUUUUAAAUAAAAGUUCUAACUGGGGUGUCUCCCCUUUCAUGUGGUAUUUUUAUUCAGCCUUGCCACGAGGUCUGGGGUGUAGUAUUCUUUUCAUACCACUAGGUACAGUGGACAGAAGGACCCGAGUGUUGAUUCUACCAACAGUUGGCUUUAUUUUUUUGUAUUCAUUUCUGCCUCAUAAAGAACUUCGGUUUAUCAUAUACACUUUUCCAGUUUUCAACAUAGUGGCUGCCAAAGGCUGCUCCCGAAUACUAAACAAUUAUAAGAAAUCUUGGCUGUAUAAAUUGGGAUCUCUCUUUGUUGUAGUGCACCUGCUAGCAAAUGCUGCUUACUCUGGAGUGUCACUCUAUGUAUCUCAUUUCAAUUACCCUGGAGGAGUCGCAGUUCAAAAACUUCACCAGUUGGUGCCUCCAAGCACACAUGUUUCUGUUCACAUUGAUGCUGCCUCAGCACAAACUGGAGUCUCUCGAUUUUUGCAAGUCAAUUCUAAUUGGAAGUAUGACAAACGGGAAGACCUGAAACCAGGUGAUGAGUUAAUGCUUUCAUACACACACAUUCUUAUGGAGAUGGAUGCUGUCCAGGUGUCACAUUACAAGACGACCCACCGCAUCCUUGCACAGAUUUCUGGGACUACUGGGAUUACUUUGAAUUUCACCAUAUUACCUCCAUUUACUUUAAACUUGAAAUCUAAACUAGCAUUGUUGGAAAAACUUCCUAUUUCUUCAGGACCAUAAUAUUUUUUACAAGGCUUCACAUUUUAGAGAAAAAAAGGAGGCCGCAGCAAGACAAAACAAAGGCAAGGAAACAAAAGAAUGAAGUAAAUUCUUUAAUAAUUUUUACAACCCCUACAAGUUGCACAUGUAAUUUUGUCAGAAGGGAACCUUUCAGGUGCUUUGUAGUAAACAUCCCUAUGCAUGCAUUGUCUUGCUUUAAUAUAUGCAUUGGGAUGUUACCAAAAAGAAUCUGAUUCUCCUUGACAAAACUACACACAAAAUGCAUAGGGGUUGCAGAAAUUAUUAAAUAAUUUGUUUCCCUCUGCACCAUUUGUUUCUUUGCCUUCAGUUUAUAUUUUGGAGAGCAAUUGGUGCACCAGCUUAAAACCAGAAGACAAGAACUGUGGAAGACUGAAUCUUUCAGUAUUUUUCCCUUCUAUGAUCAGUUUGGUAUGCUCUGAAGUUGUGUGCAUACCAUUUUAUAUAAUCCAGCUGUAUAUAUUACCAUAUAAGUGAAUGCAGAAAUAUUCUAUAUAAUCUCUGUGAUGUGACACACUGUUUAAAUUGAUUUAAUAUACUUCUAAUAAAUUGUGUAGCCCUGUAAUGUAGUACUAUAUGCAUUUAUUAUAUUUGAUUAAUGGAUGUACUACUGUAUAUUGCCCUAUUAACCUAUGUGAAAUUUUAAUGUCAUUUGGUUAAUAUCUUAUCUAAAUUCAUGCUGAACUACUACAAAUAGCCACUCAAUGUUGAGAGCAAGAUUACUGCUUCCUGCUUUAUCCAUUGGAAAGACCAAAACACAUUACUCUCAAAGUGUGUGACUGAUGACCCAUUGAACAUUGGGGUAACUGUUUACAUUGCUGGGAUAUUUUGAACAUAGAUUAUUAGAUCCAGCCAACUUAUUUGCUAAAUCUUCUUCCAUUCCCCUUUUUAUUAAAGCUCUAGUCACAUAUAGUUUUUGUUCAUGCAGAUAUCACGGUGGCUUUCUCCUGUCAGCAACUGUGGAAAAGCUGGCUAGAGCCAGCCUGCACGCUAUUCAGAAGCAACACAUGCAUGUAUAUCUGGCGGGCAAGCGUGUUCCCAUUGUCUCACCAGUCCAUGCUAAUAAGAUGUUGUGGGGCCUUUAUUUUACACAUCAUAAAAUGGCAUUGAGAAAAGUUGCUUUUGAACAUGUUAACAAAAGAUAUGUCAAUCAAGAGAAAACACUAUAUCCUUUUGCCAAGAACUAUCUGUCUUUACUAAUGUUUACAUCUGUGUAAGGCACAGUUUUAAUUAUUCAUGUAGUAGAACAUACAACUUUUCAACUGAUUGUGAUUCAAUUAUCUGACCAGUUGCAUGAAUACAUAUUUUCCUAUGACUAUUUUCAUUACAUUUUGUAAAUUGUUAAAAUAAAACAGUAAAGAACUUUGAAAA